Messenger RNA from Limanda limanda (common dab), 815 nucleotides. RefSeq names its product calmodulin-like protein 4. Gene Ontology annotation, molecular function: calcium ion binding. The transcript has 2 exons. NCBI's taxonomy places the organism in Eukaryota, Metazoa, Chordata, Actinopteri, Pleuronectiformes, Pleuronectidae. Gene Ontology annotation, cellular component: myosin II complex. The coding region runs from base 115 to 363 and encodes 82 amino acids. The record is from RefSeq and is a predicted model, not a curated record.
GUGCUGCAUUAAUGCGAUUCUUGUCAACUUUUGCAUCGUUUCUUCCGUCAAAGUUUUGUGUUCGAUUCCUGUUUAGCAAAGUCCGGUGAGCUGGACUUCUCUUCCUUCCUGACGAUGAUGCACAGACAGAUGCAACAGGAGGACCCCAAGUCAGAGAUCCUGGAGGCCUUGAGGAUGACGGACAAGCAGAAGAAAGGAUACAUCCAGGCGUCGGAGCUGCGGGCAAAGCUCACCAUCUUGGGAGAGAAGCUCACGGACAAAGAAGUGGACGACCUCUUCAAAGAAGCCAACGUCAAGUCGAACGGGACAGUGAAUUAUGAAGAGUUCACCAAGAUGGUGACGCUGCCUCCUGUUGAUUAUUGAUUUCACUGACGAUAAACUGGAUUAAAUCUUCAUGUUCAGAACAGUAGUUGUGUGUUGGCAGAUUUGAGCCUCAUAAUAAUCUUCACUCUGUCUUUUUGCCUCAUGAUUAUUCACCGAUUAUUUAUUUUAAAUGCAGAAUCUAUUUCCUGUAACUCUUUUCCAUCAGUUUCCUCGAUGACUGAACUCUUUGUGAAGCACUACCGUUGUCCUGCAUCCUGACGAACGUGAUACGAUCUGAACUCUUAUUCUUUUGAAGGAAUCAAGUACCAUUAAAAACCAUUAAAUUCUCAGUAAACCCCUUGUCAAGUGUGAGUCCAACUACACUCAAUGAUUUGAAUUCAGUGAACAGUUUGAUGCUUUGUUUAUUUACAUGGAACGCUUGUGGGUGCUAGUGUCAUUAACUUUUUUAAUGUAUAUACAGAAUUAAUUCAUGAAUUCUUGAGGACCACGGC